AUGGACUAUUACACGCCCCAGUCAAACCGUCGGCACAACCCCGUGGACAGCAUCUGCCGCAAACUGCAGACCAUUCAGUGGCGCGGUGACCGAGAGCCUAAUUCACCUUUCCAGAUUCCCAAGCUUUCCUCGAGCAACUACGACAGCCCCCAGUGUGGCCUCAGGCACAACCUGGAAGCCAUCCUGAAGAAAGGGGCCUUCCACAGAGACGAGCAGGAGAGGGAGAGGGGGAAAGAGAGGGUGAAGGAGAAGGACAAGGGGAGAGGGAUGGGGAUGCCGAGCUCUGCAGCUUCCCAGAGGAGCAGCCUGGGUCCCUCUGUCCCUCUCUCCACCCCUUCCACCCCUGCAUGUAUCCCUUCUACACCAGCGAACAUUACAUACACUAUCACAAGCACCCUGGGAGAGAGGAGAGGUGCAGAUGGGAGCGAUUUAAGACAAGUUAAGACAUGGCAGAGGUAUUGUUCGACACCCACAGGCCAGUCCAAGGACUCCCCUUACUUUACAUUCACACGAGGACCUCAGUCGGUGCAGCCUGAGAGCGAGAGGCAGAGCAGGAGCCCACCUCUGUCUCGUACCUUCACCCCGAGUCGCAGCACCCUCUCCUACAACCUCAACUUCUGCUCCGCGGACACAACAAACCUGACGGAGUGCGAGCCAACCUACCCUGCACUGGUUGUGAAAAGGCUGUCAAUGGGAGAUGGAGGAACCCCAGUGGCCUCUGAAAACAGGAAGGGGAAUAUGGCAGAAAUCAGCCUCAUAUGUGAGGAGAAUCUGCUUGAUACCAUCUUCCAUGCCUGUGACACCCAGCGUCGAGGUAAAGUUUACGUGUCUCACAUUGUGGACUACCUGAGGCAUACCACCAGUCGCAGCUCAGAGGACAGUGGACUGGAGGAGCUUUGCAACAUGCUGGAUCCGGAGCACAAGGAUGUCUCCAUUGACCUGGACACCUACCAUGCCGUCAUGAGGGAGUGGAUCGAUGACUGCCGCAACAACGGGGAAGAGCCAACAGAUGACAAUUCUCAAGACUCAGUCAAACUCAGAGACAGCCUGUCUGCCAAGAGGUCCAUGCUGCUCAAUAUGACCUCAGGAAGCUUGGAGGCCUUCGGAGGGGAGGCAUCCAGAGCAGAAUUUGAAACGUCAGAGCUGGUGUAUUGCGUUGCUGACCUGCAGAUGAGUAACCAGAAGCUCCAGGAGGAGGUGAGGAAGCUGAAGCAGGUGGUGGAAGGCAUGGAGGACAGCAACCAGAAGCUGGCAGAGGAGAAUGAGGAUCUACGCAACCAGGCCAGGGUUAACCAGCAGCUGGCCCAGAAGGAGAAGAUGCUGAAGGAGGAGGUGGAGGAGAUGAAGGCAACUCUGAGCUGUACAGAGGAAGGCAGAGCCCGAGCCUCUGCACACAGCAAACAUGUGGAGAGAGAAAACCAGAGUCUCAUUGCCAAGAUUGCUUCUCUUCAGGAAGAGAACUUCAAGGUCACCAUGGAGACAGACGAGCUUCAGAGGAGAAUAGCAGAGCUGUGUGACAUUAACGCUGACCUUCAGGUGCAAAUUCACUCAUUUGAUGCUGUCGUUAGUGAAAAGGAAGCUGUGAUACAUGAGAAGAGCAGACAGAUAGAUGAGCUGAAGGCGGCGGUGGAGGAAUACUCCUCCAUCACAGAGCUGCUGAGGGCAGACAAGAACAAGCUGGAGAACCAGAUGCAGAUGAUGCAUCCAGACCUGGCUGGGGCUGGUCUGUCCUUAUCAGUGGCCUACAGGUUGAACCAGAGCAGCUCAGGAUCCCUGCAGACAGAACUGGCUCUGGCACAGUCACCACUGGAGGUUGCACAUGGAGUCGACCAUUUGUCCACUACUAUGAGCUUGGCCUCUCCGCUCGAUGAGACGCUGGACAGGGAGGUGCUGCUGAUGCUGCAGGGACCCAGUCCUGAACACAUGGCCCUGGAGUUCAAGAGCCUUCUAAACAAACUGAAAAGGGACUUCAGGAACGAAACCGAGUCUGUCUUAUCCACAGUUAGAGGAUUGUUGGAUGACCACACACAGCCAAGGGGCAACACAGACACCAGUCUUCAGACGGUGCAGGCCGAGCUGGACUCGAGGAGGGCGGACUGGGCCCUCAGCCUGGACCAGCUGGCCCAAUACACAGACUCCCUGGAGAAGGAGCUGAUCAAAAUGGCCAGUAACAUGAGGAGGUCCCGUACCGAGAUCCUCCACCUCUCAGUCAGGGUGCAGGAGCAGGAGAACCAGAAGCGGCAGCUGUGCGAGGAGCUGGAGCAGCUGAAGACACCCCAGGACAGCAGAGAGGCCUCAUGCCAGACACCUGCACCAGAGGAAGAGCCUGGAGAUGGAGACUUGGACUGGGAUGAGGAGUUCGCCCUCCAAGACUUCCUGAAGAACGAGCUAGCGGAGAGGAAUUGCCGGGUGCCGGACGGCCGAGCAGACAGUAGACCUGAGGAUACCGUGGAUAAAUUAACAGACAGAGGUGAAGAGGAAGGGGAGGAGAGGUGGAUGGUGGUGGAUACACCGGGAGAGGGAGAAGUCAGGGACACGUCGACUCCUUUGUCUGCCCUCUCUGGGGACGCCCAGCCUGGGCAGGGCGCAGUGGGACACAAUCAAGACGCUGCAGCCUGCACUGAGUCAGAGCCAGAGAUGAACUGUCAACCUGUGCAGGAAGAGGCAGCAGUGCUUUUGAGCGCCCACUCACAAGCUGUCAGCAUUAGACAACCAGAGGCGGAUGCUCUCCCUGAUCCAUCCCACUCAGAGAACAAUGCAGAAGUCUCUGGGGCUGCAGGGUCUCACUCUGAGGGUCCAUCCCAAAGUUUGAGCAGCUCACCUGGACAGGAUCAAACGGUCACACCUGGCGACACCCCUCCCACGGCAGCCGAGGUGGUUUCUCCUGACAGCACAUCACCUGGACCAGAUGAGACCAUUACCCAGAGAGAGAGCACCCAGCCGACCAGUGAGGACCACAGGGGUGCAGAGGAGAAAGACGGCGCGGUGGACUCGAGCACGGGAGACAUGAGCCGUAUUAAGAGCCUGAGCCAGGACCAGUUGGCAGACAGAUCAGCAGCGGAGGACAGCACGAGCCUGCUACCUGUGUUGGUGGAAGAGGAGGAGAGUGUGCAGGACAGUGCCGCCGAGGCUCCGACAGAAGCGGGCAGCAUGGCAGGGACAGACCGGCUCAAUAGCAGCAGAGCGACAACCUUGUCUACCAGCAGCUCUCCUCAGUCUGGAUCAUCCCUCACGCGCCACAGCCAAUCAGGGAGUGGCAUGGGCAGCGUGACCUCUGACCCCAGCCAAUCGACAGAUAAUGUGGCCAAAAAGGACUGUGGCAAAAAUAAGAGGGAACUGGAGCUGUCGCGCAGCAUGGAGGCCAUCGAGGAGCACAAGGUUCAAGACGACCAAAGCGAGACCAGCAUGACCAAUGGGAGGGAAUCGUCAGUGAUGUCUGACAACAGUGACAGCUUUAAAGAGGACAGGAACAGCCUGUUACCUAGUGACAAGGAGAUUGAGGCAGAGUUCCAGCGUCUGGCGCUGGGCUUCAAGUGUGACAUGUUCACCCUGGAGAAGAGACUCAGGUUGGAGGAGAGGUCACGUGACCUGGCUGAGGAGAAUGUCCGCAGGGAGGUGUCCAGCUGCCAGGGCUUACUGCAGGCCUUGAUUCCUCUGUGUGAUGAUGACAGUCAGUCCAUGGAGAUCAUCCAGAGACUCCAGAAGAACUUAGAUAUCCUCAUCCAGUCCAUGACCAGGGUGUCCAGUCGCUCUGAGAUGCUGGGGGCUAUUCACCAGGAGAGUCGCAUUGGGAAGGCUGUGGAGGUGAUGAUCCAGCACGUGGAGAACCUGAGGAGGAUGUACACCAAGGAGCACGCUGAGCUGCUGGAGCUGAGGGAGACACUCAUGCAGAACGAGAGGUCGUUUGGAUCACAAACAGAAAGAGAUGACUUCCGUGGCAAGAAGCAAACAUCACAGUACUACAAGUCGUCAGCCCGGCGGGUCAGCAUAGCAGCGAUCCCCCGCUCCGGUGGAGGAAACAUGCACUUUGAUAUGGCCAAGACACAAGACGGCUCAGAGGCUGAAACAGAGAGACUGACCAGGCGAUCCCCGUGGAAUGUGGCAGGGAAGAGCACGGCGCGCCCCCCACUAAAGCGCUUUGUUAGCUCUGCGGCCUGGGUUGACACUGAAGAGCCCUCUCUCAUGAUGAAGGGGACGGCCUGCGACAGCACCAACUGCCAGUCGGAGGACGAGCAGAAGGCGGAGCCGCUGGCAGAGAGGAGGAGGUCCAGUCUCAGUGAGCUGGGCAACAAACUCACCUCCCUCAUUCUGCCCCUCAAGACGAGUCAGGAUGAACUGUUUGUAAUGCUUCCGAGCCCUUCCUCCAGUCCCACGUCUACAGACCCAGGAAUGUCCCAGUCUCUGCCCCACAGCCUGACCUCUUCCCGGGCAGCUGCAGCAGCAGCCGUAGCCAGAGGCAGCAGGGGGCUCUGGCUUUGGUUGGCCAUGGUGGUGGUGCUGGCAGGUCUCCUGGCUCUGUUGGCCAGCCUGGUGAUGCAGCCAGCCGUAGAUGCCGCCCCAGUGGGGACUGGGGACUCCUGGAUGACCAUCCAGCAGCUGCUGUGGCCCUACACAGGGCUCCGCCACAAUGGGCAGCCCCCCGUCUAGCCCCUGAGAACCGGGGUGGAUGGUGCAAUCGCCCAUCGGCCUUCUUCAGAGAUUUUCUGUUCACUGGGGUGGUGAUGAAGAAAGGACAGUGCACCACUCCUGAGCAGAAGCUAUUUGGAUGUUUAUUGGUGCCUGAAGAAUCCUAAAAUAAGACUCUUUUUGACAGCACUGGCCAGUCCUCAGGGGAUAGUUAACCCUAUGGAGGAUUUUAUACGUCACAUCACGUUUGCUAAAUUAGUUAGUCUGUGUGUGCGAAUGCGUGUGUCUGUGUUUUAAGAGAAGAAGAAGUUACAGGUGGUGCAAUUUUACUAUCAGUGCUGCUGGCAACUGUCUACCUGGACCCGACGCAAUAUGUCAAAUCAGGCUUGAUCAGUCAUCAGAGCUGACAGAACGCUGACCAAUCAGGUCACGGCUUAAGCAGAACAAUAGCACUGAUCUACCAAGUCAUUCAAUGGGCCGCAGCGCAGUUUUCCAUUGACAAACAUCAUGGACAAUGGCUCCUAUUGUGCCAUGUGGCUCUUUGAACACAUUUCAUGCACUUGAGGAUGCAGGAUGACUGUCAGCCUUUUAAAUGGAAUUUUUCAUUCCUUUCAUUUAUUUCUUUUAAGUCUAUAAACACUGGUAAUAAAACUUCGAUUUCAAGUGUUUUUUUUUAAGUGUUUUCAAAAUCUAUAUUUAUGAGUUUAUUAGUCUUGAGUGGGGAAAUGUUUAUAUCUGUUUAUUUUUGUUAAGACUGUAACAAGGUAGAAUUAUAACUUAACACCAAAGGUUUUUUUUUUGUUUUUUUUUAAUUUUCCUCUAAGUUCUUGCUGUGGUGGUCACCGUUUUCAACUUCA
Toxotes jaculatrix (banded archerfish) is the source of this 5483-nucleotide messenger RNA. RefSeq names its product lymphoid-restricted membrane protein. Bases 1 to 4647 code for a protein of 1548 amino acids. Gene Ontology annotation, cellular component: endoplasmic reticulum membrane. Lineage: Eukaryota; Metazoa; Chordata; Actinopteri; Toxotidae. The record is from RefSeq and is a predicted model, not a curated record. The transcript has 39 exons.